AUGACCCUUAAGCACCCACCUCAGGGUCAUAGCAACCUCCAACACUCACUCACCCAACCCCAGGAGCACAGCAACCAUCGACCUCCAGGGGUCCACCCAAAGGGCACAGCGACCACCGACACCCCGCCCACAGGUCCACCCCAGGGGCACAGCGACCACCGACACCCCGCCCACAGGUCCACCCCAGGGGCACAGCGACCACCGACACCCCGCCCACAGGUCCACCCCAGGGGCACAGCGACCACCGACACCCCGCCCACAGGUCCACCCCAGGGGCACAGCGACCACCGACACCCCGCCCACAGGUCCACCCCAGGGGCACAGCGACCACCGACACCCCGCCCACAGGUCCACCCCAGGGGCACAGCGACCACCGACACCCCGCCCACAGGUCCACCCCAGGGGCACAGCGACCACCGACACCCCGUCCACCCCAGGGGCACAGCGACCACCGACACCCCGCCCACAGGUCCACCCCAGGGGCACAGCGACCACCGACACCCCGCACACAGGUCCACCCCAGGGGCACAGCGACCACCGACACCCCGCACACAGGUCCACCCCAGGGGCACAGCGACCACCGACACCCCGCACACAGGUCCACCCCAGGGGCACAGCGACCACCGACACCCCGCGCACAGGUCCACUCCAGGGGCAAAGUGA
This is a messenger RNA of Stegostoma tigrinum, 663 nucleotides long. Its product is annotated as proline-rich proteoglycan 2-like. Lineage: Eukaryota; Metazoa; Chordata; Chondrichthyes; Orectolobiformes; Stegostomatidae. Bases 1 to 663 code for a protein of 220 amino acids. The record is from RefSeq and is a predicted model, not a curated record. The transcript has a single exon.